AUGCUACUGCUGAAACAUGGAAGAAUUGAAAUCUUAGAUCAAAACACUAUGUAUGGAUGGUAUGAACUGCCUAAACAAGAAUUCUUGAACGGCGAACAACCAGAGCCUAUUACUCACUACAUCCAAAAAUUUCCAUUAAUGAAACAUGUAAAUCCAUUGGAAAAUCAAAAAUACGCAUGUCCGAUGAAAUGGUUGUUGCUAUCUGUUCCAAUAACGAAUCAUUGGUUUAACUGA
This is a messenger RNA of Macadamia integrifolia, 234 nucleotides long. The record is from the annotation of a RefSeq genome assembly. NCBI's taxonomy places the organism in Eukaryota, Viridiplantae, Streptophyta, Magnoliopsida, Proteales, Proteaceae.